This is a messenger RNA of Pelmatolapia mariae (spotted tilapia), 1130 nucleotides long. RefSeq names its product arginine vasopressin induced 1 (gene avpi1). The record is from RefSeq and is a predicted model, not a curated record. The coding region runs from base 255 to 818 and encodes 187 amino acids. The transcript has 4 exons. Lineage: Eukaryota; Metazoa; Chordata; Actinopteri; Cichliformes; Cichlidae. Gene Ontology annotation, biological process: positive regulation of MAPK cascade.
AAGGUUACACUUUGGAUGCCGGUUCAUUAAUCAGGUUGUCUGUCUACUGGCCUAGUGCAUACAGUUGUCUCACUCAGACUGAAGGUUUUACUUAAUACAAUUAAACUCCUGGCUGUAGAAAAUUUUACUUUUUAUGGCCCAGUUAAGUCACUGAAAAAAUAUACUGACUCUCAGCAGUGCCCGUACAUUGGGUUCACAUCAUCAUCAUCCUCGUGCCCUUAUAUAACAACCCAGAAAUUCUCCAACCGUGUGACAUGGCAGAUGCCCUGGAUUCCGGCUCCAGUGAGGAAAGUCUCCUUAUGCAGUGGAACAUUUCCAGUCGACGCAGCCGAAAGUCUGGAUGCUCUAACAUUUUUACAGGCUUGAACAUGCAUCAGCUACACAGGCUGUUCAGAAUGUCAGGGGAGAGAAAUGCUGAGCAUCGGGCAAAGCUGGUGUGGCAGGGGAUAGAUGACGAUAUGCCAGGAGCAAAUGAAGAAAAGGAUGAGAAAGAAGGGGAAGAAACAGGGCUGGCCGAGGCCUUGGUAGGACUGAGAGUCCGAGCAAGGAAUAAAGCAGGAAUCAGAGUAGAGGGACGGAAAGAUCACAAGUGGAACAGAGCACUGGGAUAUCUCAGGAUUAAGGAGCCAUUAUCUGACUUUAGCGCUGAUGAUGAAGAAACCACUAAAGCUCCAAGUGCAGGAGAAUUUCUGUUGCCAACUGAGGAAGACAUCUCAGAUAGUCAAAAUCCCUUCAAACCUUCAUCGUGGAGGUUGGGGAUGACAAGGCUUGAGGAAGCCAGAGACUCUGAACGUUACCUUCAUCGCAUCCUCUGUUAAAAACUGGAUUUUGGUUGAAGAUGCAACAAAACUGAAGUCUGAUUUUGUUUAGACGUACGCGCUUCUGCUAUCAUGCACUAUACAUAUUAGACACUAGCACAACUUUAUGAACUGUGGUAAACCUGCAUGCAAAUUAAAGGACAAUCUAUUAUAGGAAAUUCGAAUGUGUGUCUACUCACAGAGAGACUUGUUGGAAAGAGGCUAGAAUGAACUGUUUUGUUGUUGUUGUUGUGGUUUUUAAUGGGCUGUUCUGUACACUACAAUUCUUAUACACAGUAAAAUAUUUUGAAUAAACAGAGGGAAAUACUUUUA